Messenger RNA from Elephantulus edwardii (Cape elephant shrew), 705 nucleotides. RefSeq names its product histone-lysine N-methyltransferase SUV39H1-like. The transcript has 3 exons. NCBI's taxonomy places the organism in Eukaryota, Metazoa, Chordata, Mammalia, Macroscelidea, Macroscelididae. The record is from RefSeq and is a predicted model, not a curated record. The coding region runs from base 1 to 705 and encodes 234 amino acids.
AUGUGUCAGCCGAACGACUGGAGAACAUACUACCUGGGAAAGUGGCGUGGAUACCCCACCGGAGCCGCGGCAGAAUCUGAAGUGUGCGCACCUUUCCCAGCAGUUUCACAAGGACUUAGAGCUGAACUAGUCAAAGCCAUCUCGGCCUCCGGAUCCGGGCCUCGUCGACCACUUGGUCCCGAAGGCCAAGCAAAGGCGAGCAGCCAGUCGGUGGGAGCAGGAGUUCAACGUAGCCACCUGGGACUCACCACUGUGGACACGAGGGGGACCUGGAUAGUGUACACGAGCGAGCUCCGUGUCUCCGUGUGGGUGAGGGCGUCACCCCUAAGCAGGCAGCCACGGGCUGCGAGUGCCAGGACUGGGGAUGGGCUCCGGUUGGAGGCUGCUGCCCGGAGCCUCGCUGCACAGGUCUGCCCUCCACGAGCCGGGCCACGUGCGUGUGAGCAGGGCUCCCCAUCCUGUGCGACCCACCUGCCGCCGUGCUGUGAGCGCCCCACCUGCGCGCUGCUGAGGGGCGUUCACCAUGACCUCUGCAUCUUUGGCACGGAUGAUGGACGUGGCUGGGGCCACACGGGAGAGGGUGAGAAGGACAGCUUCUCGUGGAGUAUCGCAUCACCUACAAUGGAUGCUGCUACUAUGGCAACAGCUCCCGCCUUGCCGAUCACAGUUGUGACCCCAACCUGCAGGUGCACAAGGUCUUCAUAG